UAAGGCACUAGCCUGUCAGAAAACCCUACAGUGCAUGACUCGUUGAUGGAGAGGGUGAAGUGGUACUACACCCCCACAUUCUCAAUUGGCUGGCUGGACUGCGCGCAGCCGUGCUUUUGUCUUUGUCCUCUCCACCUUUCCUCUUUUGCUCCUGCCGGAAGCCUCGCUCUUUUUCUCCUCCCCUCCCUCUGGAAUUCAGCGGUGCAAAGGGGCCCUCGCAUUCUUCCCACGCCGAAAGCGUCCCGAGUCCAAGUGACUUCAGCUUCGCUUGGUUCUAAGUUAGUGGCUGUCUUCAGGCAUACACAAUGGCAGAUAAGAGUCCAGUCCAGAAUCUCUGUGAUGAAAUGAAGUGUCCCAUCUGUCUGGAGUAUUUCAGUGUUCCAGUGAAUAUAGAAUGUGGGCACAUUUUCUGCCGAGCCUGCAUCACCCAGUUCUGGGAGAAGUCUCCCACAGAUGCUUCCUGCCCUCAGUGCCGAGUGACUUGCCAUCAAAGGAAUUUCAGGCCGAUCCGGCAACUGGCGAGUAUUGUGGAAAUAGCCAAGAAAUUCAGCCUUCAGAUGGACAAAAGGGCAGACACAUUGGGAAAAGUUUGUGAGAGGCACCAGGAACCCUUGAAACUCUUCUGUGAAAAUGAUCAAGCCCUCAUCUGUGUGGUGUGUGACAAAUCCAGAGAGCACAGGCAGCACAAUGUGAUUCCGAAAGAGGAGGCUUCCAUAGAGGAUAAGGAUGAAAUUCAGAACCAUUUGGAAUUUCUGAACAAGGAGAGAGAAACAAUUAUUUCUUCUAAAUUAAGUGCAGAGACUCAAAACCAAAUCCUGCUGGCCUCUCGUCAGCCGCUUUUAGACAGCAUGGGUGACAUCGCCGAGACAAGGCAGAAAGGCACUCGAGGACUCUCUUGGCGACAUAAAGAGGUUAUCGAUCUCAUAUCGAUCUGGGGUGAGAAGGAGGUGUUGAGCAGACUUCGGGGCAGCCACCGCAACAUUGACACAUAUGAAUAUAUUGCUAGCAAGAUGUGCGAGAAGGGACACAAGAGGACGGCCCUGGAGUGCAGGACAAAGGUGAAGACACUCAAGCAUAUUUACAAGACUGUCAGGGUGCACAACUCAAUCUCGGGACAUGAGCCCACCACGUGCCCCUUCUACGAGGAGCUCGAUGUCUUCCUCCACAACGAUGCCAGCAUCAUGGCGCGUCGGGUGGUGAGCAGCAUUCGCCUCGAGUACCAGCAGCCGGCUUCCAGCCCAUGGCAGGAGGGGGAAUUCGAGCACCAUGAUCUGUCCACUAUGAACGCAGCUGACUACCUCAGCCCUGAGCAGGUGCCCGAUUGCAAGAGGGAGGAGGUAGCAGAGGAUCACGCUGAAGAAACCCCGAUGGAGCAAGAUGCCUCAGUCAUGACGGCCCAAACAGGAUGCAAAGGUGGUGAAGAGAGGGAUGAAGAGCCUGCACAGCCAUCAACCUCGCAUGGCACCCACAGCACCCACACGCAGCCUCCUCGGCCUCAAGACACCCCCUCAAGGACUACACGCCAAACUACCUCAAAGAGAAAUCAUGGCAUUCCCACCCAGCCUCAUGGACCUGGACAGAAUGCAAGGCAAGGCAGCACGGGCGGCAUGGCUGAGACAAGGCAGAAGGGCACUCGGGGGGUUUCCUGGCGACAUAAAGAGGUUAUCGAUCUCAUAUCGAUCUGGAGAGAGAAGGAUGUGCUGAGCAAACUUCGGGGCAGCCACCGCAACAUCGAAACAUAUGAAUAUAUUGCUAGCAAGAUGUGCGAGAAGGGACACAAGAGGACGGCCCUGGAAUGCAGGACGAAGGUGAAGACACUCAAGCAUAUUUACAAGACUGUCAGGGUGCACAACUCAAUCUCGGGACAUGAGCCCACCACGUGCCCCUUCUAUGAGGAGCUCGAUGUCUUCCUCCACAACGAUGCCAGCAUCAUGGCGCGUCAGGGGGUGAGCACCAUGCGGCUCGGGUACCAGCAGCCGGCUACCAGCCCAAGGCAGGAGUGGGGUAUUGAGCCCCCUGAUCUGGCUUCUAUGAAUGCAGCAGACUACCUGGGGCCCGAGAGGGUGCCAGGUUGCAAGAGGGAGGAGGUAGCGGUGGAGGACACUGAAGAAACCGCAGUGGAGCCAGAUGCCUCAAUCUUGACGCCCAACACAGGAUGUGAAGCUGAUGAAGAGAGUAAUGAAGAGCCUUCAUGGCAAUCGAUGCCACACGGUACACGCAGGGCCCUCACGCAGACCUCUCGGCUUCAAGGCACCCCCUCCAGGACUGCACACCAAAAUACCUCUAUGGGAAAUCAUGUCGCUCCCACCCGGCCUCGUGGACCUGGACAGCGUGCACGGCAUGGUUCCCGGUUGGCGCAAUCUCCAACAACACGCUUCAUCCUUAUGAGGCGCAAGAGACGCCGCACAGAAAGACUCGAGGAUUUGGUCCGCACGUUCAUUGGGGACUUCAGGAGCCAGGCCGAGGCGAACAGCAGGUACCAGGAGCAGUCGGCCAGGUACCAGGAGCAGUCGGCCAGGUACCAGGAGCGAAUGCUGACGCUGGCGGAGGAAGAGAGCACUCAUCUCCGCCGGGCCAUGGAUCGGAAUUGUCGGGUUCUGGAGGGCCUCAUGAGUGGGCUCUCGCGCCUCCAGGACCGCUUCCUGGCAGCCACAGCAGGCGGCCUGCAUGCCAGUGGGCAUCUGUGUCCCCCUGCCAGUCCAGGCCGAAGCAUUGCAUCCUGCAGCGCCAGUGGAAGGCAAGAAGAAGACUGCCCCCGGCUGCACGAGCUCGUCCCCCUGCCCGAGAGAAGCCCCCACCCCGCAGCGUCACUGGCUCUCCUCGCUGCGGACACCGUGCGGCAGUCUCCUAGCCCCGGCCCCAGCCCCAGCCAUCUGGAUGAUUCUUCAGACAGUGAUACUGAGGUUUCCCAGGAAGAUGCUGAAGGGGUUGUUGGCGAGGGGCAGGAAUUGGAUCCAUGCUCCCAGCAGUGCUGCCCUCCAUCCCAGUCGCUGCUUGCCCAGAGGAGCAGGCGGCCCACUCGCCGGAGGAUCCCGUAUUCCCCUUAGGCCCUGGGAUGCUUAUCCAAGCUCCAAAAAACCUCAUCUUUUUCUAAUUCUUUUUCUAGUUACUCUUGCUGAGUUCUUCUACAGUUGAUAUUGUUCCACAGCAUUUCUGCUUAAAUCAAGUUUAGCACUAAACAGAGGAGCACACGGAGUUCUUUUCCGCUGGGGCCAUGAGUUGGCUGCUGUAGCAGUGCUUUCCCUGUAGAUGGCACCAGAGAGGUGGGGAGAAAUGAAGCCUGGACACUUGCUGGAUGGCACAGAUGGGGGAGGGCUGUGGGUGCUUGCCUAGAGCUGCCUGCGCUGCCACUAACAUAUAUAUGCUGCUCCUCAACCAGAGCUCAAGAAAUUGGCCCACAGGGAGUAAUAAACGAAUCGAUGUCCCAUUGUCAGUGGCCGGUCACACCCCGGCAGCAACUUGCAGUCCCUGUUGAAGAACAAAUGUGUGAAUUAUGCAGUUUGGCCUAGCUGAUUCGGGUGCUUUUGAGACAGAACAAAUCGCCUCUGUGGUCCAUUGGCUAGAUUUGGGUCCAGAUCGAAUCGCUCGACAUUAGAUUUGGAUUCCUCUGAUUAAUUUAACCAGAUUCCCAGCUCUCACUUUAAAAGAAGAAGAAGCAACUAAGCUCCUGGCCCUUGUAGCAAUGGAGUUAUGGAGCAAAAUGUUUCGUCAGUAUUUUUCAAGUGUUUGGAUUCUUUGAUGUUUGGAUUCUUCUUUGAUUCUCCUUCCUUAAGGACUCCCUAGUAGGAUUCAUUACUCACCUUUGUUUCUUCUAUUCAUUUUGACUGUCUUUGAACAGUGUCAACUGAACAUACUCACUUUAUGUUCUAGGAAUUUUUUCCUUAGACUCUUUAGUGUCUAAUAACCUUUCCUCAUAAUGAAUCCCUAUGAGGAUUCAUUACACACCAAAGAUUCUAAGCACCUCAAAAAUUCCUAAAAUAUAAACGGAGUACCCAGUGGCUUGUGGGAGGUAGUUGGCAGAUGGGAUGCCACUAAUUCCCCACCUGCAAAGCAGUGGGGUCAGAAUGAACAGAAAAAAUAAGUGCAAUGAAGACACCAAAGAAUUUAAACACUUCAAAAAUUCUUAAUAAAUAAACUGCAUACGUACGUGUGUGUGUGUGUGUGUGCGCGUGUGCAUGCACGCGCGUGGGGGGGUGUAGUUGGCACUGUCCAAUGACAGACAAAAUGAAUAGAAGAAACUAAGGUGUGCAAUGAAUCCUCCUAGGGAUUCAUUGAGGAAAAGUUAUUAUACGCCAAAGAAUCCAAAAACUGGAAAAAUACUGACGAAACAUUUUGCUUUAUAACUCCACUGCUAGAAGGGCCAGAACUUCACGGGUUAAAAAACCCCAAAAAAACUGAGAGCUGGGAAUCUGGUAAAUUAAUUGGAGGAAUCCGAAUCUAAAGUGGCAUGAUUUGAUCUGGUCUCGAAUCUAGCCAAUGGGACCACAGGGACCAGAACUCUCCAAAGAGCCUGAAUCUAACUGCGCCUUGCAGUCCUCAAGGGCUGCUGGGCCAAACGGUCAGUCCCAGCGGCUGCUCCUGCUCCACCCGCCACCACUACCACAGAGGUGAGGGAAGCCUGCUUAGCUCACCCAACCCCGGCUGUGCACAUGGCGGCUAGAAUUAGUGAAGUUUUCGGUGCUGUGGGGCGGGGGUGGGCUGACAGCAGGAGGCCCCCCUAGGCCUUGGAAGCCACGGACCGAGGCCCCAAGGAUUGGGGGGGUAAGAUCAUCUCUGUGUGUCUCAAAUCUAUCCUGCUGUAACAUGGACUCUAACAAUCUUGUGUAAAAUUUGUCUGCUAUUUCUGCUUAAGAAUUCUCUGACAAGGAUUCACUGAAUGUCUUAGCCUAGUCAUUUACAUUGGAGCCAAAGUGUUCCUUAACAUAAAAUGGGAUGAAUAUGGCUGUAGUAAUAUAUGAACUGAGGACUUCUGCAAUUGCUUUUAUAGUCUCUACAAUCCACCAGUUUUACACUGCUGUGGUGCAGUGAAAGAGAUCCAGGUAUUAUGCUUUCAGUGAGUAACAAUUACAGUUCAGUAAGAAUAAAAAUAGACUAUUGCUGUGUA
Hemicordylus capensis (graceful crag lizard) is the source of this 5104-nucleotide messenger RNA. RefSeq lists its product as uncharacterized. The coding region runs from base 306 to 3047 and encodes 913 amino acids. The transcript has 12 exons. Gene Ontology annotation, molecular function: zinc ion binding. The record is from RefSeq and is a predicted model, not a curated record. Lineage: Eukaryota; Metazoa; Chordata; Lepidosauria; Squamata; Cordylidae.